AUGCCGCCGGAUCGGUACAAUCUAAUAGUGGAGGGGUAUUUACGGGAAACCAGCUUUUAUCAUGUUUCACAGAUUGGAGUUGUCCAAUGUCAGUCGGCAUUGGUUAAUGCUCUGGUCGAGAGAUGGCGCCCUGAGACGCACACGUUCCACUUUCCGGUUGGUGAGUGUGCCGUGACACUGGAGGAUGUGGCGUUAAUUCUUAGUCUUUCGACAAAUGAUUUGCCAGUUACGAGACCGACACUGAGCAAUUAUGAGGCUUUAGAGGCUGAAUGCUUGGAUCAGUUUGGUGUUGCACCUAUGAAGGCAGACUGCAGGGGAAGUUUCAUCAAGUUGGUUUGUUUUCGAGCAUUGAAAGAUCGAUUAGUGUUGGUUGAUGAUAUCCAGAUUCAGAGGUACGUGAAGUGCCACAUAAUGUUAUUGUUUGGACUGUUAUGUUUGGAGAUAAGUCUGCAGCAGGGGUGCACUGGAAGUUUCUGCCGUUACUCCGUAACUUUGCCGGGAUCAUACAGUUCAGUUGGGGAUCGGCCUGCCUGGCACACCUGUAUAGAUCGUUGUGUAGAGCAACUCGUGUCGACUUGGCAUAACUGGGAACGUGAGAAUCGGCCUUACAGAUAUCGUACCCUUGAGAACUAUAGGAGAGAUCUGGAUGUUCUGCAAGAAGGACAUUUUGUUUGGGAGCCUUAUGCAAUUGGAAGGACCGAUCCGGACGUGAUUCUUCCUGACAUCCGUCAGCAUUCUGCUAUUUGGAGUGCCACAAUUUUACUUAUAUCUUUUGAAUGUAUUGAGUGGCAUGCAUCUGAUAGAUUGAGGAGGCAAUUUGGCUUGACUCAGGGCGUUCCUAAUCAGGAGCGAGACCUAGGUGAAGCACACGGCGAAGUUCUGACAAGUUCAAAAAAUCAAGAUUGGUCUGGAACCCACUCAUUCUGGGUUAUGCAUUGGAUGAACCGGUAUAGUCAUGUUCUUGUCGAGCACACGGUGCCUUCACAGCAUCAGGCAGAUAUCCACUUGCAUUGGUACCGAGGUACAUAUGGUGACCACUUGCAUCUGUCACAGAUCGAACCACAAGAGAAUCAGCACGGUGAUCCUAUGCAUAAUCAGGAGAACCAACAAGUACAAUCACCGCCACCACCAUCGCCACCGCAACCACCACCGCCCCCCUCACAAACACAGGCACAACAAGAGCUUGAGCAGUUCACUCCAUACAUUCCUGACACGUAUUCUGCGGAUUACUUGACUCCACCAGUAUAUCAGCAGUACUGGAGUGUCCCGCACCAAGAAUAA
Arachis duranensis is the source of this 1281-nucleotide messenger RNA. RefSeq names its product serine/threonine-protein phosphatase 7 long form homolog. The transcript is spliced from 3 exons. The record is from RefSeq and is a predicted model, not a curated record. Gene Ontology annotation, biological process: meristem development; meristem maintenance. NCBI's taxonomy places the organism in Eukaryota, Viridiplantae, Streptophyta, Magnoliopsida, Fabales, Fabaceae. The coding region runs from base 1 to 1281 and encodes 426 amino acids.